Molecule: messenger RNA, 1221 nt
Organism: Dama dama (fallow deer)
Lineage: Eukaryota; Metazoa; Chordata; Mammalia; Artiodactyla; Cervidae
Product: heterogeneous nuclear ribonucleoprotein A1-like
Exons: 1
Coding region: 22-909 (295 amino acids)
Molecular function (GO): RNA binding
Source: RefSeq, a predicted model, not a curated record
CACCCCACCUCCAUUGCUGUCAUGUCUAAGUCAGAGUCUCCCAAAGAACCCGAACAGCUGCGGAAGCUCUUCAUCGGAGGAUUGGGCUUUGAAACAACUGACGAGGAUCUGAGGAGCCAUUUUGAGCAAUGGGGAAUGCUCACAGACUGUGUGGUAAUGAGGGAUCCAAACACCAAGUGCUCCAGAGGCUUCGGGUUUGUCACAUACGCCACGGUGGAGGAGGUGAAUGGAAGGUCACACAAGGUGGAUGGAAGAGUUGUGGGACCAAAGAGGGCCUUCCUAAGACAGCAUUCUCAAAGACCUGGUGCCCACUUACCUGUGAAAAAGGUUUUUGUUGGUGGCAUUAAAGAAGACACUGAAGAACAUCACCUGAGAGAUUAUUUUGAACAGUAUGGGAAAAUUGAAGUGACUGAAAUCGUGACUGACCAAGGCAGUGGCAAAAAGAGAGGCGUUGCUUUUGUAACCUUUGAUGACCACGACUCCGUAGACAAGAUUGUCAUUCAGAAAUACCACACAGUGAAUGGCCACAACUGUGAAGUGAGAAAAGCCCUGUCUAAGCAAGAGAUGGCGAGCGCUUCAUCCAGCCAGAGAGGUCGAAGUGGUUCUGGAAUAUUUGGUGGCGGUCGUGGAGGUAGGUUGGGUGGGAGUGAGAACUUUGGUCGUGGAGGAAACUGCAGUGGUCGAGGUGGCUUUGGUGGCAGCCGUGGUGGUGGCGGAUAUGGUGGCAAUGGGGAUGGUUAUAAUGGAUUUGGUAAUGAUGGAAGCAAUUUUGGAGGUGGUGGAAGCCACAGUGAUUUUGGCAGUUACAACAAUCAAUCUUCAAAGUUUGGACCCAUGAAAGGAGGAAACUUUGGAGGCAGAAGUUCUGGCCCCUGUGGUGGUGGAGGCCAAUACUUUGCUAAACUAUGAAACCAAGGUGGCUCCGGUGGUUCCAGCAGCAGCAGUCGCUAUGGCAGUGGCAGAAGGUUUUAAUUACUGCCCCGAAACAGAGCUCAGCAGGAGACGAGAGCCGGAGAAGUGACGGGAAGCUCCAGGUUGCAAGAGAUUUGUGAGCUCAGCCAAGCACAGCGGUGGCAGGGCCCAGCUGCUACGAAGAAGACAUGCUUUAGACAAUACUCAUGUGUAUGGGCAAAAAACUCGAAGACUGUACUUGUGACUAAUUGUAUGGCAGGUUAUUUUAGUUUCUGUUCUGUGGAAAGUAUAAACCAUUCCAACAAAAGG